ACAACUCAACACAAGGUAUGUAGUCUUUCCAUCUCUCUGACCCGGCCCAUUCCAUGAUGUAUUCAAAAUUAUAGCAUGUAUUAUCCGACCGUCGCUUCGGCGAUAGACUGCGGAUCACAAUUUUCCUGAUUGAAAACUUUUACUCUUCCACGCGCUCUACAAUGCUCCAGGACACGUCUCUAAUACGUCUCAGUAGGCACCAUGGCACCAGGCAAAGCACCUGCAGGCCACUUCUCCAUCCUCUACUUCGCAGCGGCGUCUACCUUUACCGGCAAGACAAGCGAACAUUUGCCCGCUCCAGUACGAGCCCGCCAUGUCUUCACCAUGCUUGAAGAGAGGUAUCCAGGGAUCGGAGACAAGGUUCUGAGCAGCUGCGCCGUGACGGUGAACCUAGAGUAUGUCGAUAUUGGUGAGGAAGAUGCAGAGCAGCAGAUUGAGGAGGGUGAUGAAGUGGCCAUUAUCCCACCUGUAAGCUCUGGGUAGGUGCACAUGUAUACGUGUAUGGCCAUGGCAUGAAAGACAUUUUGAGAUAGCUACACAUUGUAAUGUAAUGAAAAUUAAGGUCAUUUUGCUUUAA
Messenger RNA from Pyrenophora tritici-repentis Pt-1C-BFP, 577 nucleotides. RefSeq lists its product as uncharacterized. Gene Ontology annotation, cellular component: cytosol. Gene Ontology annotation, biological process: Mo-molybdopterin cofactor biosynthetic process. Lineage: Eukaryota; Fungi; Ascomycota; Dothideomycetes; Pleosporales; Pleosporaceae. The record is from RefSeq and is a predicted model, not a curated record.